Truncatella angustata is the source of this 1362-nucleotide messenger RNA. RefSeq lists its product as uncharacterized. Bases 144 to 899 code for a protein of 251 amino acids. The transcript is spliced from 2 exons. The record is from RefSeq and is a predicted model, not a curated record. NCBI's taxonomy places the organism in Eukaryota, Fungi, Ascomycota, Sordariomycetes, Amphisphaeriales, Sporocadaceae.
GAUUAGGCCUUGGAAGCUAUCCCUCUCAUUCCCAUACACAUGGCCUUGUCCUACAUUUAUUGCGCAUCAUUCAUUCUACUCUUCCCGGAGUCUUCCUCAUACUUUGCAACUCAGCAAAAAACCACGAGGUAAAGGACUGCAGAAUGGUAGAGCCUAUUGGAAUUACCGGAACGUCUAUCACGAUUGUCGGACUACUAUAUAACACCUGUCAAGCCGUCUGCAACAUCAUCAGCUCCUACAAGAAGGCCCCGAAGGAAUACCAGGAUUUAAGGAUAGGAUUCCAGAAUCUUCAGGAUGCGCUUGGAUCUCUAAAGGAGUCGCUGUCAAGUGUUCAGAGUUCGACCCUAUCUCCAGAACAACAGGAUAGCUUGGCAGAAAUAGAGCGGCCACUCGCAACCUGCAGCGUUGCUUGUGAAAGCUUCCAAGCAGAACUAUCAAAUGUGGCUUCACACUCCACCCAAGACCAAACUGCAUUCUGGGAUAGGCUCUGUCUUCGUUUCAACGAGAGUGACGUAGCCUUCCUACAAGACAAACUCAUUUCGACAAAGGCCACCAUCCUCGUUGCGUUGGGUGUGUUGAACUUGAGAACAUCCACCGACAAUCAAAUCGCCUUCAGAGACUUUCAGGACUCUACUGUAGUGGCGAUGAGUGAAUUUUCCGGGAGAGUUGAGGCACUCAACCUCGCCAUAAACUCACUUUCAGUAACGGGCGUGAGCAUCACGCCGGAGGUUUUACGGGUAGUUCAACGAACUCUGGGCGAGCAUGGAGAUCUCUUGAAACAGUGCUUAACCUUUUGCGCAACUGCGCUCAAUGGUGCUAAUGCUGCAGUGCCUGGACGGCGAGUGAAGCAUGCGAAAGCGGUGGAACAUGCCCGGCAGAUAGUUAGCGAUCUAAACUAGGCCCUUCGUGAUCUGGUUUGCCCUCGGUGGUGGUAUAGGCUUCUGAAGCUAACAAUGCAUUUCAAGUGAUUGGCAAUAUCAAUUAUUCCAGCAUGGAUUCAAACGCUUUCGAUCUCUUGGCUGGUAAGUGACGGUAGGCAUAGCUUUGGAAAAGCUAGAACAAGUUCGGGUAUUCAUCAAGCCUUACAAUCAAUCCAGUGAUCCUUUGGUGUAAUGGACCUGAAUGUUGUUUGACGUUGAUUGAGGCGAACACGAUAGGACGUGUCUCCAUUAGGCAGUUUGUCGACCGUGAUUGAUGGCCACUACUAACCUCACCAUUAAUUGAACAUUUCAAGGCCGUGAGCGGAUCAAAGAGCGACUCUUGAGCCAUGUACUCGUAUAUAAAGCAUAACAUACAUCCAAGACCAUUGAGCCAAGUCCUCCCGGAAAGAUGGUAGAAUAAGAAAGCUAACCGAUAUAGAGG